Molecule: messenger RNA, 2037 nt
Organism: Penicillium soppii
Lineage: Eukaryota; Fungi; Ascomycota; Eurotiomycetes; Eurotiales; Aspergillaceae
Exons: 5
Coding region: 1-2037 (678 amino acids)
Source: RefSeq, a predicted model, not a curated record
AUGCCACCCAAGAAAGCAAAGGCGGUGACCCGGGGCAAUAAAGCGCGUCGUGGUGUUGCCCGUCCUCCAGAUGUAGCAAAGAAGACGGGCUCGGCCAUGUCAAACUCUCAAUCAGAAGUGAGCUCUCGAGCCAAAACCCCAAGAAAGGCCGCCGCAAGAGGGAAAUGGAGCGAAGAACAGCUACUCACAAGCGAUAAGUCCGUCCUCAUUGAUCUGGAUUUAGUAAAAUUGUUAUCACAACCUCAAGCAUGGAACUGUCUCGAGGAAAGCGAAAAGCUGGAGAUUCUUGCUUUACUCCCACCAGAUGUUCACCCUGACGCUGCUUGUGCUUCCGACGAUCCCAACGCAAAGAUACCCCCGAUGCCCGAUAGCUUCAUCCGCUACUCCAACAACUGGCGCGAUGGUGUGCGACAGUUCCAGCUUGAUCUUGAAAACGGCCGCUAUGACCCUGAAUGGUUAAAACAGGCCCAGGAUGCAAGAGAGCGUCGCGCGCUAGGCGAAUUCGACAGUUUCAAAGAGCGCGAAUAUGAGGAGUUUUGGGGACAAAAGCAGAAAGUCGUCAACAGAGCAUAUGCUGGAGAAAGCGCGCGAGUGAAACUGGGGACUCUUAUCAGUGAAGGUAUCAUCCUAGUGGGGGAUAUUUGGAGAUUCUAUUAUGUUUAUGGGCGAGGACCGAGUAGAAUCGUUGUUGAGAAGGAAGUUCGGAUUGAUGAAAUCAACGGGGCGAAAUUGACUUUUGCUGUCCCACCCGGCGAAAAAGUCUUCCUUCGUAGCAAUAACAUAGACCAGAAACAUACGACACCGGAACAAAAGGAGAAGAGGGGCGAUGAAGAUUUGAAAGCUGAUCUCGAAACAGAGUCAACCCCAGCCAUUGCUCCUUCGAGCCAGGAGAUGAAAGAUGCAGAGCCAGCCCCAGAGGCUGCGAAAUUAUCCCAGAAAGAUGAGGAGAUGAAAGAUGUUGAUGACCUGAAGUUGCAAGAUAUUCCUGGACCUUCCAAUGCGGCGAUGGAAGCGGAUGUCAACAAGACAUCCCAGGAAAUCCCUACAUCUUCCAAUGCCGAUGUGAUGGAAUCAGCUGUCAACACUGAUGCUCAUGAAGAUUCUACUCCCCCAAAAGGUGAAGAUAUGCAAAUCAAUGAUUCAGAGGCCAAAACAGGGCUUGCAGUACCCACCGAGAAAGACCAACAGGAACAAGGUCCUGACUUCAGCGUUGUCAUUGUCAGCCCCAAUAGUGGCAGAUCUCCGAGCGUGAAACGCACGAUCCCUUUCCCCUCCCCUCAGCCUCCAGUGAAGCGCAAAAAAGGACGACCACGCAAGCAUCCGCUACCUGUGCAGCCCGAACCACAGCCCGAACCAGAGGUGCACCUGGAAACGGAGCUGCUACAACCUGAUCAGCUCAAACCAGCGCCUCCUACCUCUUCGCUAUCUCUAUUGGCAGCAGAAAUUGAGAAGAGCACUAGAGCGACUGCAGAGCCUUCUUCACUAUCCAUCUUAUCAGCAGAGAUCGAGAAGAACACUCAGGCGGCCCCCAAACCCUCUUGCCCGGAAACUGAAGUUCUAAAUAUCUCCAUCCAAAAUGGAUCAGUAGAGAUUUCCACAGACAAACCCGAAUCUCCAGUCAUCAAAAAGGAGGCACACGCCGAGACACCCAUCGAGAUUGACGCUGUUGAUGCCAACGCUGUUGAUGCCAACGCUGCUGACCCCAACGCUCCAACGGAGCCAAAUAUCAAGUUCGACCAGGCUACAUCCAAUGAUCUCGCAGAAGCACCCGUCAAGGAUGAGCAAGAGGAGCCCGAACCUGCAAUCUCCGAACCACCCCCAACCUAUUCUAAAUUUCCCACCAAUGAAAUGGGCGAGAUUAUUCUCUCCAACAUGUCUUCACCAGCAGCCCUCGUCUUGAAGAUCCUGCAAAUCGAUGGUCGUAUGCCCAAUGGCCGCACAGCAAAUGCUUGGAAAGAACUUCGAUGCUAUCGCAACAAUCAGGACAUGGGAAGUCUCUUUGAUGUGCGAGAGGCUUGGUUCCUUCAGCACGAAUAG